This is a messenger RNA of Darwinula stevensoni, 258 nucleotides long. Lineage: Eukaryota; Metazoa; Arthropoda; Ostracoda; Podocopida; Darwinulidae. The record is from the annotation of a GenBank genome assembly.
AUGUUCACGGCAAACGUCUGGGCGUGUCACAUGGAUCCCAAGUUCUGGCCCGAUCCAGGGAAAUUUCAACCGGGAAGAUUCCUCAAUCCAGAUGGAACCGUGAAAACCCUCCCCAGCUACUUUCCAUUCUCUCUCGGGAAGCGUCAAUGCCCCGGCGAAUCAAUGUCCCACAUGGAAAUCUUCCUGUUCCUGGCCAUCUUCAUGCAGAAAUUCACAUUUCGCACCACGACGAAGACUUCCUCAUCCCAAGUCCGAUAG